Messenger RNA from Haemonchus placei, 648 nucleotides. The record is from the annotation of a GenBank genome assembly. Lineage: Eukaryota; Metazoa; Nematoda; Chromadorea; Rhabditida; Trichostrongylidae.
AUGGGCAGGGUAAAGCUAGGACUGGUUCGAAUUCCAGCUGAGCCGUCAUUUUUGUCCGAUCUCGGAGAGAGGGUGAUGGAGCUCGAAAUGUGGAUAAUAUUGAUAACCUUCAUUCUUCAUCUAAUCACUGUGACAUUUGUUGUCGUUUCUAGUUUGGGAUGCUGUUGUAAGGCGAAGACUGAAAAAACGCAAACCGAAAAAAGCUUGCCAUCAAAGACGCUCAGUAGCAAAAGUGGCAAGGAAACUCCGGCGGAAGCAGCUGAAAAAGCGAAAUUGUCACAAUCAUCACACGGUGGUGAAAGAACCGAUAUUGGUGCAUCUUUGGGUUCUGAUAAUCCCCAGCUUCAAGCAAUUAUUUCCGAACCACCUGGUGAUGAAGUUUCGGAUAACUAUUUGGAAACGCUGGAAAAUGUUCUGGAGACUGCAUCAAAUUUCACGUGGGGUAUGAAAAAGCAUAUGGCAGCUGAUGAAGCGGCAUGGAAAGAGCUUGCGAAAAGGAUAACACUUCUGAAAACAGAGGGCUACGACGUCAGAGCUGGUACCAAAGAAGCAAAGCGUCGACGGCUAGCUUCAGUCAAUCAGUCAAGUCUUAUGGAAAAAGUUACCAAAAAGAGGAAGAAACGUGCGGAUGCAGGCGAUGGAGAUUAG